CACCCCUCAAAGGCUCAUUCACACACACACACACACCCGUGCUCGCCCGCGUCCCGGGCCCGGGGGCCGCGAUGGCCUGCCGCUCCUGCGUCGUUGGCUUCAGCAGCCUUAGCAGCUGUGAGGUGACCCCUGCGGGCGGCCCCCGGCCUGGGACCUCGGGAUGGGGCAUCUGCGGGACCCCCGGGCCAGGCUUCAGCUCCCGCAGCCUCACAGGCUGUGAAGCGGCUGGCACCAUUGCCAAGGUAACCGUGAACCCCAGCCUGCUAGUACCCCUGGACCUCAAAGUGGACCCAGCCAUCCAGCAGCAGAAGAACCAAGAGAAGGAGGAGAUGAAGGUCCUCAAUGAUAAGUUUGCCUCCCUGAUUGGCAAGGUGCAGGCCCUGGAGCAGCGCAACCAGCUGCUGGAGACCCGCUGGCACUUCCUGCAAGGCCAGGACUCUGGCACCUUCGACCUCGGGCACCUCUACGAGGGAUACCAAGCACGGCUGCAGGAGGAGCUACGCAAAGUGAACCAGGAGCGGGGACAGCUGGAGGCCAGCCUGCUGCAGGUGCUCCAGAAGGUCGAGGAGUUUCGAAUCAGGUAUGAGGAGGAGAUCUCCAAGCGCACAGACAUGGAGUUCACCUUCGUCCAGCUGAAGAAGGACCUGGAUGCAGAGUGUCUCCGUCGGACCGAACUGGAAACCAAGUUAAAAGGCUUGCAGAGCUUCGUGGAGCUGAUGAAAAACAUCUAUGAGCAGGAGCUGAAGGACCUGGCAGCCCAAGUGAAGGACGUGUCAGUGACCGUGGGCAUGGAUAGCCGCUGCCACAUCGACCUGAGCGGCAUCGUGGAGGAGGUGAAGUUGCAGUAUGACGCCAUCGCGGCCCGCAGCCUGGAGGAAGCCGAGGCCUACUCCCGGAGACAGCUGGAGGAGCGGGCUGCCUGCUCAGCUGAGUUUGGGAACAGCCUCCAGAGUAGCCGCAGUGAGAUCGCUGACCUCAACGUGCGCAUCCAGAAGCUUCGAUCCCAGAUCCUCUCCAUCAAGAGCCAUUGCCUGAAGCUGGAGGAGAACAUCAAGGCAGCGGAGGAGCAGGGAGAGCUGGCCUUCCAGGACGCCAAAGCCAAGCUGGCCCAGCUGGAGGACGCCCUGCAGCAGGCCAAGAAGGACAUGGCCCGGCAGCUGCGCGAGUACCAGGAGCUCAUGAACACCAAGCUGGCCCUGGACAUCGAGAUCGCCACCUACCGCAAGCUGGUGGAGGGCGAGGAGAGCCGAAUGGACUUGCCUUCAGCCUCCAUGGUCAGCGUGGUGCAGUCCAGAUCCAGAACCGCCGCCUCCAAGCCCAGCCUUUCGAGAGCGCCCUCCCGGAAAAAGAAGAACAGAAAAGGCCCUGUGAUCAAAAUCACCGAAAUGUCCGAGAAGUUCCUCUUGCAAGAGUCAGAGGUGUCAGAGUAAGGCAGCUGGAGCCCAGGAGCCUAGGUCACUCCCCUGCAGCUGGAGGGACUUCAGCUGGACUCAAGCAAGCAGCUUGGAGCCUCUGGGUUGGGCGGGGAGGCAAACCUGAUCCUGAACUGAAAGGGGGAGCGUUCAAAACCGGGACUGCUUUUCUGUGGGUGGCCGAGGGUGGUACAGGACUGUCACCAGCUAUUAAGAAUCACGCCGCUCCAUCUCAAUAUUUCAGUCCUACCCUCCCAGCCUUCUGGCCAGAGGUCUUCUGACUGGAGAAACUGGAACUGGGGAUCAGUUUUUUCUCCACCUCCUUUCUCUUCCGAGGCUCCUCCCCUAACAGAGGGCUCUGACCAAGGAACCUUUGAUACUUUUCGCCCAACCCUUGCCCUAAACUCCGAUAUCAAGCCUUACCUUGCCUCUGCCUCAGGACCGAGGCUGGUGCCCUCGCUCACCCAGCCCCAGCCAGCCAUGGAUCAGGCGCCGAGGAGGACGACCUGGGCACCCUCUCCCCAUCUGCAGCUCCUGGGGAGGCUGGGUGCAGAGCACCCCUGGGUUUCCUGCACCAGGGAUCUAGGCACCCCCAGAGACCUGACAGUAUUAGGGAGUGAAGGGAGGAAGCUCCCCGGGUCUGUGGGACCUGAGCAUGGGCCUCUGAGGUCAGCCCAGAUGCCUGUGCCCCUUCCCUCCUGGCUCCUUCUCCAGAUGCUAAUCUUGCCAUGAUAAACCCCCUGUGAGGAGGAGGCCAGAUGGCAACCUGAGACCAGGCAAGGGAAUUUGGCCCUUCCUUCUGCUCUCUGCCACCCCAAGGUUCACCACCCUGCCCAGGAUCCAAGCUCGCUGCACUCCCCCAAACCCCACACCCUUCCCCCCUUCCCAUGCUUAGGUGUUUCCCAAGCCUGAAAUCUGGCUUUGGUAGACCAAGUCUGGAGAACCCCCCAGCCCCAACACCACCAUGAAACCAUGGGCCAUUUCCCCUGAAUCCCCCUCUCAGGGUCCCUGCUCUCUCCAUGAGGCUGAACAGCCCGACCCUCCCUUCUAUCCCUCCUUGCAUUUGCUGGGGAGCCCAGGAACACCCCAUACCUGUGGGGUUAGAACUUCUUUUUUUCUUCCCCCCUGCCCCCUCUUCCCACUACACCCACUACCCCCUCCUCACCUCCCCAGUGGGGGGCCAUGAAGAAGGCACAGUCCAGGCAGGUCUGGGAGUUUCUGAGCCCUUCUGGUCCAGGCGGGGAGCUCCAGUGACAACCAAAAAGGAAUUCUGCAUCCAAAGAGAAGAUUUGGCACUCGGAGGAGCAUUCCUCUUUCCUUGUCUUGCUCUCACCUUUGGGGCUUACAGGGCCAUCCUGGUGGCUCCAGCUUCCCACUCCAGCACCCACUCUCUCUCCUUCGCUCCCUGCUUCCUCCCUCUCCCUGACUCACUCCUCUGCUAGCCCCAGUCUUUGAUUCCUUCAUCUCACUUUCCAGGACAUGAUCCCUCAAGGUCUUGGCCUCAGCAAGGCCCAAGGUCCUCCAUGCCUGUAGGGGGCGCUGAAGGGCUACUGACGCUCAGGCUGGAGGGAAAUCGGACUUAGACUCAUCCCUGAAGUCCCAAACAGGGUGCUGAUUGCUGCUCUUUCUCUGCCUAUUUAUUGGUUUCCAAGGGAGCAAAUCCUCAGUGGGGAUACAAGAUACAUAAAGUAUAUAUAUGUUAUUUUUCAUAACUUAUGUGGCUUUUAACUUAUUGCUUCCCUUCCUGUUUCUGCAUAAUCAGUGCUGUAUUUACUAUCUGGGUAGACAAUACAUAUCCCAGCCACCCCAUCUGGCUGGCUGACCAUCUUGGGGCAAUGCCCCCUUCUCCCUGCCAAGGGAUGAAUAAAGUGCUGAGAUUUGUCCAUGGA
Mustela erminea (ermine) is the source of this 3301-nucleotide messenger RNA. RefSeq names its product keratin 80 (gene KRT80). Gene Ontology annotation, cellular component: keratin filament. Gene Ontology annotation, molecular function: structural constituent of skin epidermis. The transcript is spliced from 9 exons. Gene Ontology annotation, biological process: intermediate filament organization; keratinization. The record is from RefSeq and is a predicted model, not a curated record. The coding region runs from base 72 to 1430 and encodes 452 amino acids. Lineage: Eukaryota; Metazoa; Chordata; Mammalia; Carnivora; Mustelidae.